Messenger RNA from Oldenlandia corymbosa var. corymbosa, 1596 nucleotides. The record is from the annotation of a GenBank genome assembly. Lineage: Eukaryota; Viridiplantae; Streptophyta; Magnoliopsida; Gentianales; Rubiaceae.
GGAUUAUUUUUAUAAAAGUGCUUAGACUAUGGUUUACAUACUAAAAUGAAGAUACAUACAAAGGGGAUUUUUAUUCAAAACAAUUAAUGGCCGCCAGAACAACUAUGUACCGUGGUUUACGAACAUGACCCGUUCAAAAUGCUCUAGUAUAAAUUGGCUGCAACGCUUGACUUCAAAACUCCAUUUGGAAACAAAAUGUUCAUCCCUUUUUCUCAUUUUUCUUGGAGAAAUCUCUCUCAACAGUGAACAUUCUUCUUCUCUGUCUUUAUCACAAGCCUUCAUCAGAAACUUCUGUUGUUCCAACCAAGAAAUUUCAAUAUCUCAUCCUACUCAGGGGAAGAUGACGAAGGUUUGUUAAUUUCAAUUAGAUCUUGUUGCUGAAUUUUAACCUUAAUUAAUCAUCUUGUAGUCCUUCUCUCAGAGUUGUAGCUAGCUACUCUGCUACCUCACAUGAUCUUUAUUUGCAAAUCAUUCAUCACUUCAUACUUUAGCCUACUUAAUUAUAUGAACUUCUUUCGUCGUAUUCUUCUUAUUCUUUCCUUUUGAUUUUUAUCACACAGAAACUGGUGUUGCAAUUAGACUACUACGAAGACAAAAUCAAGCAAAAAGCCAUGCAAAAGGUUUCCGGCCUUGCAGGGAUCGAAUCAAUUGCGAUAGAUUCCAAGGAUAAGAAACUAACCGUAGUGGGCGACAUAGAUGCGGUGAAAUUGGUGCACAGAUUAAGGAAGCUAUGUCGGGCUGAUAUAAUAUCAGUUGGGCCUGCAAAAGAGCCCGAGAAGAAAAAAGAUGACGGCAAGAAAGACGAUGGCAAGAAAGACGACGGCAAAAAAGGAGGCGAUGGUGAUAAAAAGAAGUCCGGCGGAGGAGAUGAUAAGAAGUCAGGGGAAGGCGGAGGUGGCAAGGGAUCAGAUGAGAAGAAAUCAGGAGGUGACGGUAACAAGAAGAGUAAUAAUGAGUCUAAAGGAGAUGCUGUGAAGGUAUUUCCGGCGCUGCCUCCGCCGCCGGGCUAUCCACAGUACUAUCACCCACAGUAUCCGCAGUAUCUGCCGCCGGCGGUCUACCACCAACAAGCAUACCAACAUUAUCCGGCUCAAUCGGCAUAUUACAAUAGAAGUUCAGAAGAAGAUCCAAAUUCUUGUGUCAUAUGCUAGCAGGCUUUCCAAAAUGUUUAGAUGAAUUCAACAAGGUGGUAGUACAUUUUACUAUUUUAGUCUUUUGUCUAUCACAUUUUGGACGUUUUGUUUGUAAUUUUUUUUUUUUUUUGGGUUGAAUGAUAUUUAUUGCUAGGAUGCCAAAGUCAAGAAUAGAGCUGUCUUGUAUAGGAGGAGGAUGGUGAUAUACGAUACUAUUAAUGAUAUAUUUUUUUAUAAUAUUAUUAUUAGACUAAUCAAAUGCUUUUUAUCUUUUUUUUGUAGUUGUUUUGGGUACAAUGACAAGAAUACAAAACACCAAUUGUCAUUUGGACAAUAUGAUUAGGAGUUCUAAUUGUAUUAACAAAUAAAAAAAAAAGGAAUGCUCCGAGCUAAUUCAAAACUGAUUAGUUGUUCUAAACUGCACAACUUUUAGUUUGCUAGAGACAAUUUUUUUUUUCUUGGA